AGCUGGCAAGCGGUGAGGACUCUGCGCACGGCGGCUGCAGGACGUGCGGCGUGCAAGUGGAAUCGGCUUUUCCGGGAGGGAGGCUGGACUUCUGAGCGCGGGCGUGAGGCGGUGAGGACCCCGCCCGGGAAUCCUGCGGCGGUCCGAAGCGGAGUCCAGUUCCGCGCGUCCGCCGCCGCAGGGGGGCGCUGCAGCCCUCGCCGGCCGCCCGCGCGCUCCAGGCGGUCCCCGCGACAGGGCGCGCCGCUGCAAGAUGUCCGUGCGCCGCGGCCAGCGGCCCGCGCGGCCCGCCACCCGCCUCUCCUGGCUGCUGUGCUGCAGCGCCCUGCUGUCCCCGGCCGCGAGCUACGUGAUCGUGAGCUCCGUGUCCUGGGCCGUCACUAACGAGGUGGACGAGGAGCUGGACAGCGCCUCCACCGAGGAGGCGCUGCCCGCGCUGCUGGAGGACUCGGGCAGCAUCUGGCAGCGCAGCUUCCCGGCCUCCGCACACAAGGAGGACGCGCACCUGCCGCCUCCGCCAGGCGCCGCCCGCGCCAGGCCGCCCCCAGCGCCGCCUGGGAUGUUCUCCUACCGUCGCGAGAGCGGCCCGAGGCUGCGCCCAGGCAUCGCCCGCUUCCUGGCCCACGCCAGCGCCUGGGGCUGUCUGGCCACCGUGUCCGCCCACGAGAAGAUCCCAGGACUGCCGUUUGGGAACUGCCUGCCCAUCAGCGACGGCCCCUUGAACAACAGCACUGGGACUCCUUUCUUCUAUGUGACACCCAAGGACCCUGCAGUGGCCGAUCUGAUGAAGAACCCCAUGGCUUCCCUCCUGCUGCCAGAAUCGGAAGGAGAGUUCUGCAGAAAAAACAUCGUUGACCCAGAAGACCCCCGAUGCGCCCGCCUGACGCUCACUGGCCAGAUGAUCGCCGUAUCUCCAGAAGAAGUGGAAUUUGCCAAGCAAGCCAUGUUUUCAAGACACCCCGUGAUGAGGAAGUGGCCUCGUCAGUAUGAAUGGUUCUUUAUGAAGAUGAAGGUAGAACAUAUCUGGCUGCAGAAAUGGUAUGGAGGAGUAGCCGACAUUUCCAAGGAGGAAUACUUCAAAGCAGCGCCAAGAAAGGCCUGAUGCGAACGAGAGAGGGUGACCGGGGAACCCCGUGCCAGGCUGGAGAUUGGAGUGGUCAUUUGCAAACCCCCAGCUCACGCAGGUACACGUAUAUAUAACCUCUGUAUCUUAUUCCAACCAGUCUCACCGACUAGGGAAUCAUCGUUGGUUGUCAAAGUGACACGUGGAGACAGUUGCCGUUCUGUCCCUUAGGACCAAAAAAAAAAAAAAAGUGUGUGCCAUGUGAUUGCAUUGUAUUGUGAGAGUAUUUUUGUUGCUUGCUCCGCCCAAAGCAGUCUUGAUUUGAAGCUCACAGGGAGCACGAAGGAGCUAAACCUGCAUCACACGGCCUCGGUCUUGCGUUUGGAGUGAGCACGCAGGACGGGUUGUCUCUGGAGUCCUCAUCGUGCUACUUACCAGACUGCAGAUGGAUUAUCAAAUCCCAUUUGCUAGAAUGUCCUGGUCACUGAGGAAGCCUUGGUCCCACUGUAGCCUGACAAACUUCGUGAGAACACAGAGCCCUGGGU
This is a messenger RNA of Mustela lutreola (European mink), 1608 nucleotides long. It is a transcript of the gene CREG2, whose product is annotated as cellular repressor of E1A stimulated genes 2. The transcript is spliced from 5 exons. The coding region runs from base 254 to 1102 and encodes 282 amino acids. The record is from RefSeq and is a predicted model, not a curated record. Lineage: Eukaryota; Metazoa; Chordata; Mammalia; Carnivora; Mustelidae.